Molecule: messenger RNA, 601 nt
Organism: Balaenoptera acutorostrata (minke whale)
Lineage: Eukaryota; Metazoa; Chordata; Mammalia; Artiodactyla; Balaenopteridae
Gene: TYROBP
Product: transmembrane immune signaling adaptor TYROBP
Exons: 5
Coding region: 63-443 (126 amino acids)
Biological process (GO): neutrophil activation involved in immune response; positive regulation of natural killer cell activation; negative regulation of transforming growth factor beta1 production
Cellular component (GO): cell surface
Molecular function (GO): signaling receptor binding
Source: RefSeq, a predicted model, not a curated record
UUGGACACUACGCCACAUCCCACCCGCCUUGGACUGUGGUGUCCAGCAGCGUCGCCUGCAUCAUGGGGGGCCUUGGACCCUCCAACAGGCUCCUGUCUCUCCUGACUGUGGGUGGUCUCAGCCUCGUUCAGGCCCAUACAGACUGCAACUGCCCCUCGGUGAGCCCCGGCGUGCUGGCGGGGAUCGUGCUGGGGGACCUGGCGCUGACCCUCUUCAUCGCCCUGGCCGUGUACUCCCUGGGUCGGCUGGUCCCUCGGGGACGAGGACCCACGGAGGGUGAGUGGAGCUGGCCGGGGAUGGCCUGGGACCCUCUGAGGACUUGCCUGGCAGGGAGGGCAGUGACCCGGAAACAGCACAUCACUGAGACAGAGUCACCUUAUCAGGAGCUCCAAGGCCAGAGGACAGAUGUCUACAGCAACCUCAACGCACAGAGGCCAUAUUAAAAAUGAGCCCAAACCAGGGCAGUCAACAACCUGAUGCCUGGAUCCAAUCAUUCCUGAUGCCUGCCCAGCACUCUAUUCCUACUCCCACCAAAAUACGGAUCCACAGAGUGUCCACAAUGAGACGUCAACUUCUCCCCACUACUGCCCCCAAAUAAACA